Molecule: messenger RNA, 1804 nt
Organism: Lampris incognitus (smalleye Pacific opah)
Lineage: Eukaryota; Metazoa; Chordata; Actinopteri; Lampriformes; Lampridae
Gene: mex3a
Product: mex-3 RNA binding family member A
Exons: 2
Coding region: 1-1686 (561 amino acids)
Molecular function (GO): RNA binding
Source: RefSeq, a predicted model, not a curated record
AUGCCUAGCCUGCUGGUUCUAGCAGGGCUCAUGGAGAAGAACGGGGGCUACGCCGGGGACCUGGCCGGCUCCGGCUCCGGGUUCGGCGGCGAGGCUCUCCUGGUGCCGCCGGACGAGGAGGAGGAGGACUCGCGCGCCCUGCGGGUCGCGCUGGGCCAGCUGUCCCUGCUGGGGCUCGCGGAGGGCGAGGAGGGCGGCGGAGCCCCGACGACGACGGCCGGAGGGGGAGGAGGACUAGUGCAGGACCGGAGCAACAACAACAACAACAACCACCACCACAACCACCACGCCGGCAGCGUGGCGGGCGGCGCGGACAGCGGGGGGCUGCAGGGCAACAGCGGGGGGCUGCAGGGCAACAGCGGGGGGCUGCAGGGCAAGAGCACGCUGGUCUCCCUGUACGAGACCUGCUCCCCCGGGGACGCCAAGGCACGAGGAGGCUGCAACAUCACGGAGUGCGUCCCGGUGCCCAGCUCCGAACAUGUGGCCGAGAUAGUGGGGAGACAAGGUUGCAAGAUCAAAGCCCUGCGGGCCAAGACCAACACUUACAUCAAAACCCCCGUCAGAGGUGAGGAGCCCGUCUUCUUAAUCACCGGCCGGAAAGAGGAUGUAGCGCUUGCCCGCCGUGAGAUCAUCUCUGCCGCGGAGCACUUCUCCAUGCUCCGAGCGUCCCGGAACAAGCUGGGCAUGUCAUUCAGCGGCUCCCCGCCCACCCCUCUGCCGGGCCAGACGACCAUCCAGGUUCGAGUGCCGUAUCGUGUUGUGGGACUGGUGGUGGGGCCCAAGGGCUCCACGAUCAAACGCAUUCAGCAGCAAACGUGCACUUACAUCGUCACACCAAGCCGGGACCGCGACCCUGUGUUCGAGAUCACGGGGUCGCCCAGCAAUGCCGAGAGGGCCCGUGAGGAGAUCGAGGCGCACAUCGCAUUCCGGACGGGGGGCCUGCACGACCACAACAACGAGAACGACUGCCUGGGCCCUGAUGGUGGGAGCAGCCCCGCGGGCAGCGGCGGCGGCGGCGGCGGCGGCCUGGAGAGCCGGCUGCAGCAGGUGUGGGGUCUGCAGGGGGGCCAACGCAAACCCCUCACCAGCAGCUAUCGCCAGAACUUCUCAGACAGCGUGGUCGGGGGUGGAGGGGGAGGAGGCGGAGGCGACGGAGGGGGUAUUUACACCAAGGGCAACUUCUCCAGCUCCGGAGAGAAACAGUGCUCUUACUUUGGAUCCGACGGUACCCAGAGCUGGGGUGACCCGGACUACCCCAAACAGGUGGCCUUCUAUGCCCAGCAGCGCUCCAAGAGCUUCGGAGGCCUCCCCCUCCCUCUCACCAGACUCUCGCCAGGGCUGCCAGAGCCGUGUAUCGGAGGAGGAGGAGGAGGGAACGCCAACAACUCCUCAGUCACCAGCAUCGCCGCCGUGGCCGGAUCGCCCCAUGCUCAGGCUCGCCGGGCCCACAGUGAGCCCACCUCGGCCGGCGGGGGCUUCACCGGCCGCCUCCCAGUGCCGGACUCCCCGCCGGCCGGCGUGCGAGACUGCAUGACCUGCUUUGAGAGUAAAGUGACGGCCGCCCUGGUGCCCUGCGGCCACAACCUCUUCUGCAUGGAGUGUGCCAUCCGAAUCUGUGAGCUCAACCACCCGGAGUGCCCCGUGUGCCACACGCUGGUCACACAGGCCAUCCGGAUAUUCUCUUAGGAAAAAUCCCUCGUCGGUUUCGAUCAUUUUGUUUCAUCAGUGUUCAAUAAUUAUUUGCGUUUAUUGUUAUGAUUAUUAUUAUUAUAAUACGUAUUGUUUGUUUUACAGAAAAUUUUAA